AUGCCUGGGUUCAAUAAAUCGCCAGAGGAGAAUUUCGACAGCUGGAAGAGACCGCAUGAAACUCCUACUGAAUGGCGUGUAAGACGACGGUUUCUAGAGAAGAACUUCAAUAAAAUGCAACCCGAACGACUGGAGUGUCUUUCACAUUGUUUUACCAAUUCACAGUUGUAUGGAGUAUCAUAUCCAUCGAAAGUCAUGGAAGAGGUCAAAGUUUUGGGUGAAGGAAUUAUUGAGGAAUCUAUUACAUUGAAGCAAUGA
Messenger RNA from Heterobilharzia americana, 258 nucleotides. The record is from the annotation of a GenBank genome assembly. NCBI's taxonomy places the organism in Eukaryota, Metazoa, Platyhelminthes, Trematoda, Strigeidida, Schistosomatidae.